AUGGAUGAGUUAUUGCAAUCUUGCACCGAGGAUUUCAUAAAAAUUUUCCGCCUUCUUGUGGAUCUCGGUUCUCGAACAAACGAUCCGGAGAUUAGGAACCAAUUGCUCGGUCGGUUAGCUGGCAUGCUGACUGCCCUUCUCCUUCCCGCACAGGCUUCGCGAUUAUGGGACAUACGACGAUGGCAGAAUCCGCAUAGCCCAUGUCGCAGUGGAGUACUUGCCACGGCGAUCCAAUCCCAGAAUGAAUACACUGUGGAACUGCUCUUGAAGAGCGGUGUUGUUGGCAUUGUCGUACCACAUGUAAGUACUGAUUAA
This is a messenger RNA of Echinostoma caproni, 315 nucleotides long. NCBI's taxonomy places the organism in Eukaryota, Metazoa, Platyhelminthes, Trematoda, Plagiorchiida, Echinostomatidae. The record is from the annotation of a GenBank genome assembly.